UAGUCUGAGACGUUUUGCAUAUUUCUUUCGUUUUCUGUGAUCUUACUAUGGUGAAAUACUUUUAUGUCUGUGGUUCGUUGUGAUCUGCUUUUGGUUGUCUGUGAUUAUGCGCUCUUUGGCCUAAUAAUAUAACGUGCUGUUUGUUUCGCUGCUAAAAUGAAGAUCGGCUUGUGUGCAUAUAGUGGGUAUAAAAUAUACCCUGGCCAUGGGAAAACCAUGGUUAAAACAGACGGGAAGACAUUCACUUUUUUGAACGCGAAAUGUGAAUCUUCAUACUUGAUGAAGAGGAAUCCUAGGAAGGUUACGUGGACGGUUCUUUACAGACGUAAACACAAGAAGGGCCAGGAAGAGGAACAGGCGAAAAAGCGCACACGUCGCACCCAAAAGUUCCAAAGAGCUAUUGUAGGUGCAUCUCUUACAGACAUUAUAGCUAAAAGGAAUAUGAAGCCAGAGGUCAGGAAGGCCCAACGUGAACAGGCUAUCAGGGCUGCAAAGGAGCAGAAGAAGGCUGUAAAAGCAGCAAAGAAAGUUCAGGCACCAACCAAGGCAAAAGCUGUUCCAAAACAGAAAGCAUCCAAAGUUCAGCAGAAGAGUGCACCACGUGUUGGAGGAAAGCGUUGAUAAUAUUAGGUUGUACAUCUUGUGUUAAAUAUAAAUAAAGUGGUGUUAAGUGUAAAAAUCUG
This is a messenger RNA of Zootermopsis nevadensis, 683 nucleotides long. RefSeq names its product ribosomal protein L24 (gene RpL24). Gene Ontology annotation, biological process: cytoplasmic translation. Gene Ontology annotation, cellular component: cytosolic large ribosomal subunit. NCBI's taxonomy places the organism in Eukaryota, Metazoa, Arthropoda, Insecta, Blattodea, Termopsidae. The record is from RefSeq and is a predicted model, not a curated record. Gene Ontology annotation, molecular function: mRNA binding; structural constituent of ribosome.